Blepharisma stoltei is the source of this 1086-nucleotide messenger RNA. The record is from the annotation of a GenBank genome assembly. Lineage: Eukaryota; Ciliophora; Heterotrichea; Heterotrichida; Blepharismidae.
AUGGGAACCUGCAAUUGUGUCGGAGAAAAAAAAGAGCAAGGCAGCGUAGACGUUGAACAAAAAGCUCUCCCAACGUCUAAAAAGCAGCUGCAGCAAGCUGAAACUAUCAAUAAUAAACCUCAAGAAAUCACGUUAUCUUUAGAAGUCACCCCACAGCUACCUUCAUCUAACAUCAUAAAAGUCCAAUCCUGUGUCCGUAGCUAUAUCUCAAGGAAAAAAUAUGCAGCUGCUUCUAAAAAUCAUACAAAUGAUACCAUUGAAGUCAGAAAUGACCACGAACUCAACGAUAUCCCAGAAAACCUCUCAACGCCUGAAGCUUUACAAGCUAGGGCAAGACUUGGCCCUUAUAAGCUAAAUAAAAUGCCAACCCCAGGCGUCACAUGGCGAGGGCCUACCAAAUUGCCUGACGGAGCUGUAUAUGAAGGCGAAUGAAAUUCACGUGGGCAGCCUCACGGAGGAGGCAUCAUGUAUAGCACUGAUGGAGGAAUUAUUGAAGGACAAUGAAAAAACGGCAAACCCAAUGGAAAAGGCCGAAGAAUUUUCCCUAAUGGAGAUAUAUAUGAAGGAGAACUUGUAGAUGGAAAAAUGGACGGAGAAGGAUCGUUAUUUUGUGUUGGAAAAAGCACUUAUAAAGGAAGCUGGAAAGCUGAUAAAAAUGACGGCUUUGGGGUAGAAAUGUGGCCUGAUGGGGCAAGAUUUGAAGGAAAUUAUAAAAAUGGUCUGAAAGAUGGGAAAGGAAAAUUCGUGUGAAGUGACGGGAGCAGCUAUGAAGGAGAUUUUGUAGCAAGUAAUAUAGAAGGGAAAGGGAAAUAUAUUUGGAUGAAUGGGAGAGAGUAUGAUGGAGACUGGAAAGAUAAUAAAAUGCAUGGGUAUGGAGUUUUUAAGUGGAGCGAUGGCAGGGUGUAUGAAGGAGAUUAUAAUAUGGAUAAAAAAGAAGGGCGUGGGACUUUUGUAUGGCCAAAUGGAAAAAAAUAUGAUGGAUAUUGGAAAGAUGGGAAACAACAUGGGGAAGGGACACUGUAUAAUGCAAAAGGAAAGUCUAAGAAAGGGAUUUGGAAAAAUGGGAAGCCAGUAGAUAAAGAUUAA